UAAAAAGGCAGAGGUAGAGAGAUCCCGUGGAGCGGUAAUUCAAAGUUCAAACCUGGCACGAAUGGAAUAUUAUUUAGGUCGCGAGCCCCACACAGCCUCAAGGCCCUCAACGGCUACUUGUGAAAGAGAAUACGCGAAUCCGAUGCUCCUCCGGCGGACCGGAACCGAAGGGAAAGUUCCAACUACGUGUCAAGUUUUCUCGGCCGACGUUGACGCGCGUGCAGCAGUCUUCGGCCCUCGUCCUCAGAUCCGGCGGGUCAUUGUACCUGAUGCCUCCCAGUUUUUGAAUUCCGUUUGGGGCCGCGCCCCUCUUCGUAAAUCCUGAUCCUCCCCGCCCCAGCACCACCCCCGCCUCAUUCCCUUUUCCAAGAUAACGCUAGUCGCUCCUCCGUCCCUCCGUCCCCAUCACCGGCCUGCAUCCGUUCUUCUUCCAGUUGCGAUGGAGAUCCUCAGAACCCUGAAGCCCGCCUCUUCCAGAUCGUUCUCUUCUCUUCUUCCUGCGUCGGCCUCCGCUCGCAAGAUAAAUUCGGCGCCCCGAUCCGAGCAGGAGAACACGCCUCCCGUCCAUCCCAAUGUCCAGAUCGCCUCGCCCUCGCCCUCGCCCUCGCCCUCGCCCUCGCCUUCAAAGAAGAAGGCUACAUCGGCUCUUCCGCCCAGACAGAUACAGGCCACUAGAUCGGACGAGGCGCUUGCUGGGGAUGCGCCCGCCGAUCGUCCCGAUCCUGCUGUUAAGGUUGUCAUGAGAAUAAGGCCGCCAAAUUGUCAGGAGAAAGAAAAUAGUCGAAUUGUGCAGAAGGUUUCCCCUGAUUCCUUAGCAAUUGGUGAUCGUACGUUUACGUUCCACACUGUUCUUGGUCCAGAGUCUACUCAGGAUGAUGUCUUCAAGUUGGUGGGUGAACCUUUGGUGGAGAAUUCUUUGGCUGGUUUUAACACUUCCAUAGUAUCUUAUGGCCAGACCGGGAGUGGGAAAACCUACACUAUGUGGGGUCCUCCUAGUGCCAUGGUUGACAGCCACUCCAUUGAUAGCAACCAGGGUAUUGUGCCUCGUAUCUUCCGGAGGCUAUUUUCUGAGAUUCAACGGAGGCAGGAGAGUUCAGAAGAAAAGCAAAUAAGUUUUCAAUGUCGGUGCUCCUUUCUUGAGAUAUAUAACGAACAGAUCAAUGACCUGAUGGAUCCAACUCAAAGGAAUCUUCAGAUAAGGGAUGAUUCAAGGAUUGGUGUUCAUAUCGAGAAUCUGACUGAUGAGUACGUCACAACAGUGGAGGAUGUUGUUCAGAUUUUACUUAAGGGUCUUUCAAAUAGAAAAGUUGGUGCGACCAGUAUGAACUCCAAAAGCUCACGUUCUCAUGUCAUAUUUACUUGCAUAAUUGAAUCUUGGUGCAAGGGACAGUCGGCAACCUGCUUUACCAGUUCAAAAUCUAGCAGAAUCAGCCUUGUUGAUCUUGCCGGAUCAGAUUGGGAUGAGCUCGAUGGUGCUGGCAAGCAUGGCAUUAAAGAAGCAAGACAUGUUAAGAAGUCACUCGCAAGGCUUGGGAAGCUGGUCAAUAUUCUUGCAGAUGUCACAAGUUCUGGAAAAGAUCACAAAGUCUCAUAUGUGGAGUCCUGUCUGACACAUCUAUUGCAGGAUACACUUGGUGGCAACUCAAAGGUUACAUUUUUGUGUGCCAUUUCUUCAGAUGAUAGAUGCAAGGCAGGCACUUUUAGCACACUGAGAUUUGCUGAACGAGCAAAAUAUAUACAAAACAAGCCAGUCGUCAAUGAAAUAACAGAAGAUGAUGUUAAUGGCUUGAGUGAUCAGAUACGGCAAUUGAAGGAAGAGCUUAUAAGAGCAAAGAUGUAUAAAGGCAUCCCUGCUGGCGCUAAUACCAGUGGCCAUUUUAAAGGGCACAGUGCUCGUGAAAGCUUAAACCUUUUGAGAGUGAGUCUCAACCGCUCAUUGAUUUUACCUCAUAUUGAUAGCAAUUCAGAGGAAGAGAUGGAUAUUGAUGAGGAGGAUGUAAGAGAAUUCUGUGAUCAAAUAAGCAGCCUGCAUUCUACCUCUGAAGAUAACUUGAAGGCUGUUUUGGAGAAACAGGAUGUGAAAUGCAAAGUUUCUUUUACAGAAGAGAGUUCAAGAAUUAACAAGGGCAAGAAAAUAGACUCACAAGUGUGUGCUGCUAGUAAAGAGCUUGCAAUCAAAUCGUCGCAAAAGGAAGAAAGCCUUAAGGAAGAGCAUUGCGAUGUAAUUGAACCUUCACCCUCUAAUAGCAUUGCUCUGUCUAUUGAGAGUCCCUUAGAAGGCCAAGAUAUUUCCAAAGACAUGAAACAUGAUCAAAUCUAUGAUUCCGCAAGGAAAUCUAGCCUUUCAAUCAUACCGUGCCAAAACUUUCCAGUGCUCCAAGAUCCACCUUUGUGCUCUUCUCCAAAGAUUGAUAAUAAAACUAGGAAAAGUAUCAUGUCGUUGGGUCUGUCGGUGGGAGAGGAGAAUGCGUCAGAGUGCCCAAUAUCCAACUUGAAUGUGGAGUCCUCUAGAAUGGGUGAUGUUGUUCGCUCCUCCUUAAAGUCGACCAAGCUUAGCCCCACUGAGUCCUUAGCUGCGAGUCUUCAGCGUGGUUUGCAGAUUAUCGAUUAUCAUCAGCGCAAUUCAGAUACGCAAGAAUCAUUUAUUGGCCUUUCCUUUGAGCACUUGGCCUUAAAUUCUUACCAGUCACUUGAAAAGGUUCACUCUGGCAUGCAAACAUUACCAGAGGAGAAAGCAACAUCUACUUCAUUCCUGUGUUCAUCUUGCAAAAAGGUGAUGGAUGCAAAUGGAUGCAAUCUAAUCAAUGAUGAUUCACAUAUGCAAAUUGUGUUAAGCAGUAAGACAUGUGGUGCUGAUACAUUGCAGAAACCAUUACCUAAGGAUGAUGUUUCCACAUAUGCUUCAAAGAGAGAGAUGGAACUGGAAGUCCUUUGUGCAGAACAGGCAGAUAGAAUUGAGCAUUUGACCACUCUGGUGGAACUAUACAAGGAGAGAGAUGGUCAAAGUUCAAUUACAGGUCAUACUCAGGAUGCUGAACACAUGCAUUCAGUUGACAGUAUCAAGAACAACUCUGGGGUCUCAAAUAUGGAGAAUUCAUUAAAAGAUAAUCAGAAUGAACCAUUUAACAUGAAUGAGAGGGAAGCUCUUCUUAAUGAAGUUCAGAGCCUCAGGAAUCAGCUACUGCCCUAUGCUCGAGGCUCUACACAGGAAGAUUCUCUUCUUGAUCAUAUAAGGAAUGGUGACAUCCAAUCUUCAGACAAGGGAGCGGAAGAUCUUGAGAAGGAAAGACAAAAGUGGACAGAGUCAGAGAGCAGGUGGAUAUCUCUAACUGAAGAGCUGAGACUUGAUCUCGAAUCAAAUCGUAGGCUUGCAGAGAAGAAGGAGAUGGAGCUGAGCCUGGAGAAGAAGUGCACCGCAGAGUUGGAUGACGCUCUGCAGCGAGCCAUCCAUGGGCAUGCUAGGAUUGUAGAACACUACGCAGAACUUCAGGAGAAGUACAAUGACCUUUUUGAGAAGCAUCGCCAGGUCACGGAAGGAAUUGCAGAGGUGAAGAAAGCAGCACUAAAAGCUGGACGGAAGGGCUGUGGCUCGGCUUUUGCUGCAGCUCUUUCUGCAGAGCUUUCUACUCUGAGGAUCGACCGAGAAAAAGAGAGGGCCUAUCUGAAGGAGCAGAACCGGAGGCUUCGAAUUCAGCUGCGUGACACUGCUGAGGCUGUACAGGCUGCUGGUGAACUCCUUGUGCGCUUGAGAGAAGCUGAGGAAGCAAUCUCAAGAGCAGAGGGUAAGCAUGCUGCAGCCCAACAGGAGAUCGAGAAACUGAAGAAGCAAACUGAGAAGAUGAAGAAAAAGCAUGCAAUGGAGAUGGUGACCAUGAAGCAUUAUCUAGCAGAGAGCCGACUUCCAGAAUCUGCACUGGAGCCCUUCUACCGCCAUGAAUCUGAGAUUGAAGAAGAUCAUUCCAGAGCUCCAAUGUGCGAAGAGGAUCAAUCAUGGAGAGCUGCGUUCAGACCUGCCUACAAUGAAGCAUAAAACAUUAGUUGAUGGCGAACCUGAACAAGAAAGUUGUAUUAGCUAGAGUGGGAGAUCAAAUUCAGCCUGUGUCUGGUACUGGUGCAGGGCUAAAUGAUGCCAACUCAAUCUGGUUGUCUGCAAAUCUAGCCUAGUCUCUAAGCUUUCAGAAUCCAUAAUUCAUUGCCGCCAUGAUCUGUCUAAUGAUAUAUGAUGGAUGAUAUAACCAUAUCCGUUAGGAAGAACAAGACAUAUGUUCUUUGUUAUUUGAGGAUUGUGCCUUGGGCUUGUACGUUGUAACAUCAAAGUCUGCUGUUAGUACACAAGCUAAACCCGCCUGAAAUUCCUCAAAAUAUUAUUCUAUAUUUUUUGAUUUAGUGACUUUCUGUUGAAUUAGAGUCUAGCAGUCUACCCACAUUUGAUUUCCACAUUGGCUGCCUUCCCCUGUUUGCUCUCAUUGUUCCAAAUUCUUUAAUGCAUUGUCUUUGAACACAUAAGCUUAAGUCGUAGCAGGAUUUGUAGUGCUGAACGCAGGUGCAAUUACCUAAGAGGAAAGAUAUGCAGUAGCAACUGGUGAGGAUGGCCCCAUGUAGCAUGCAUGGGCUGUCGACCUAAUUGUAUUAAUCCUUUAUAUGAAAAGUUCCAGAAAA
Molecule: messenger RNA, 4659 nt
Organism: Ananas comosus (pineapple)
Lineage: Eukaryota; Viridiplantae; Streptophyta; Magnoliopsida; Poales; Bromeliaceae
Product: kinesin-like protein KIN-12C
Exons: 16
Coding region: 440-4030 (1196 amino acids)
Biological process (GO): microtubule-based movement
Molecular function (GO): microtubule motor activity; microtubule binding; ATP binding
Source: RefSeq, a predicted model, not a curated record